UGGUUACCUAGAAACCAAGCAAACCGUUUUACAGCAGCGCACACGCCUGAAAAAUACACAGAAAUUUCAAAUGCCUUGAAGAACGGAUUUAUUAUACGGUUCCUUUAAAUGAAGACAGCGCUGAAAUCACCCAAAGUAAUCGGGACCAAAAAACUUAAUUAGCAUCCAAAAACGGUCCAUAAACGGUGUGGCAGGCUAGCAAGCUAAGCUAAAGCAAAGAUGUUUAUUUAUCUCAGUAAGAAGAUUGCGAUUCCAAACAAUACGGUUUUAAAGUGUGUGUCUUGGAACAAAGAUCAGGGUUUCAUCGCUUGUGGAGGAGAGGAUGGCCUUUUAAAAGUUCUCAAACUUGAGACUUACACAGAUGAUGCCAAACUGAAAGGCCUGGCUGCUCCCAGCAACCUCUCUAUGAAUCAGACACUGGAGGGCCACAGUGGUGCAGUGCAGGUUGUGACUUGGAAUGAACAGUAUCAGAAACUGACCACCAGUGACCAGAACGGCCUCAUCAUUGUCUGGAUGCUUUACAAAGGUUCAUGGUAUGAAGAAAUGAUUAAUAACAGGAAUAAAUCUGUGGUGAGGAGCAUGAGCUGGAAUGCUGAUGGUCUGAAGAUCUGCAUUGUGUAUGAGGACGGUGCUGUGAUCGUGGGCUCGGUGGAUGGGAACAGGAUCUGGGGUAAAGAACUGAAGGGGACCCAGUUGGCACAUGUGGCCUGGUCUCCAGACAGUAAGAUCUUGCUGUUUGGGAUGGCCAAUGGAGAGAUCCACAUUUACGACAACCAGGGAAACUUCAUUAUGAAGAUGACCUUGAGUUGUUUGGCGAAUGUAACAGGUGCCCUCAGUAUAGCAGGUAUCCACUGGUACCCGGGCACAGAGGGGUAUCUGGAGCCAGACUGCCCCUGCCUGGCCGUUUGCUUUACUAAUGGGCACUGCCAAGUGAUGCGGCAUGAGAGUGAUGACAGUCCUGUGAUCAUUGAGACGUGCAUGUGGCAUGUGGCCAGUAUCCAGUGGAAUCACUGUGGCAGUGUUCUAGCUAUAGCAGGAUCAGUCAGAAACAGCGGAGCAGAGAAAGACAUAAAUGUUGUUCACUUCUACACUCCAUUUGGAGAGCACUUGCGGACUCUGAAGGUUCCUGGAAAGCAGAUGACUGCUGUAUCAUGGGAAGGUGGAGGACUCCGAAUUGGCCUGGCUGUAGAUUCCUACAUUUACUUUGCCAACAUUCGGCCAGAUUACAAAUGGGGUUACUGCUGUAACACGGUGGUGUAUGCAUACACACGGCCUGAUAGGCUGGAGUACAGUGUGGUGUUCUGGGACACUAAGAAUAAUGAGAAGUUUGUAAAAUAUGUCAGGAGUCUCAUGUCCAUCACCACCUGUGGAGAUUAUUGCAUCUUGGCAACAAAAGCAGAUGACACACAUCCACAGGAGGACACUGAGGCUGAGGCUGGAUCAGCUAUGGCAUUUAAUGAGCUGUCCAAUCAAAACACCUCAAAGGAUCGGUCUAGCAGAAGAAAGUAUGUUCUGGUGUUGUGUAACUCCAUUGGAACACCACAGGACUCCAAAUAUAUUGACGUCGACCCUCUGUUCGUCACCAUGACGAAGACUCACGUGAUCGCCGCAUCUAAGGAGGCGUUUUACGUUUGGCAGUAUCGUGUGGCUAAGAAACUCACUGCUCUUGAGAUCAACCAGGUCGCCAAAACAAGAAAGGAAGGCCGGGAGAGGGUUUAUCACAUCGAUGACAGUCCAAGCGGAACAUCGGAUGGGACACUGAACUUUGCCAAAGCCUUCACAGCCACCAGAGAUCCGAUCUGCUGCAUCACAGCAUCAGACAAGAUGCUUCUAGUGGGUCGUGAGUCUGGUAUCUUACAAAGAUACAGCCUGCCCAAUAUCAACCUCCUGCAGAAAUAUGCUCUCACAUCCAGACCAUAUCAGCUGUCCCUGAAUUGCAACUCCAGCCGACUGGCUAUAAUUGACAUUACGGGCGUGUUGACGUUUUUGGAUGUGGAGACACGGGCUUCGUCAGGGGACGCAGAGGGUGGGUCCACAGCUGGAGACCCAUCUAAAUUCGAGCGCAAGGAUGUCUGGGAUAUGAAAUGGGCUAAUGAUAACCCAGAUCUGUUCUCCAUGAUGGAGAAAACAAGAAUGUAUGUCUUCAGAAACCUGGACCCUGAGGAACCAAUUCAAACAUCUGGCUUCAUCUGCCACUUUGAGGAUCUGGAGAUCAAAUCUGUUCUUUUGGAUGAGAUUAUGAAGAAUCCAGAGGUUCCAAAUAAAGAUUAUUUAAUGAACUUUGAGAUCCGCUCACUGAGGGACAGCAGGGCGCUGAUUGAGAAAGUUGGAAUUGAAGAUGCUUCUCAGUUUAUUGAGGACAAUCCCCAUCCGCGCCUCUGGCGUCUGUUGGCAGAAGCGGCACUGCAGAAGCUGGAUUUGAAGAUGGCUGAACAGGCGUUUGUGCGCUGUAGGGACUACCAGGGCAUUGAAUUUGUGAAGAGACUGAGCAACCUGCAGAGUGAAGCCAUGAAACAGGCCGAGGUAGCUGCUUACUUCAGCAGGUUCGAGGAGGCAGAGAGGAUGUACCUGGACAUGGACCGCAGGGAUUUGGCGAUCAGUUUGCGUAUAAAGCUCGGUGAUUGGUUCAGGGUUCUGCAGUUGCUGAAGACAGGAUCAGGUGACUCUGAUGAUUCUCUUCUGGAGCAGGCCUACAAUGCCAUUGGAGACUACUUUGCAGACAGACAGAAAUGGUUGAAUGCAGUCCAGUAUUACCUGCAGGGUCGUAAUCAGGAGCGUCUGGCUGAAUGUUAUUAUAUGCUGGAGGACUAUGAUGGUCUGGAGAGACUUGCAAACUCCCUACCAGAAAACCAUAAACUGCUACCAGACAUUGGUCAGAUGUUUGUUACCGUGGGAAUGUGUGAGCAGGCUGUCAGUGCAUUUCUGAAAUGUAACCAGCCCAAAGCAGCUGUGGAUGCCUGUGUGCAUCUAAACCAGUGGAACAAAGCUGUGGAACUUGCCAAAAACCACAGUAUGAAGGAAAUCGGGCCUCUUCUGUCAAAAUAUGCCUCACAUCUGCUGGAGAAAAACAAAACUCUAGAGGCUGUAGAGCUCUACAGAAAAGCCCAUCACUUUCUGGAUGCUGCCAAACUCAUGUUUAAGAUCGCUGAAGAUGAGGCAAAAAAGAGAACGAGACCAUUGCGAGUGAAGAAGCUGUAUGUGCUCGCUGCCUUGCUGGUAGAAGACUUCCACACCCAGAUCAAAAGCUCACAGCAAAGCAAAACCAAGGGCAAGAAAUCAGAGGCCACCAGUGCAUUAGCAGGGCUGUUAGAGGAAGAUGAGACGUCUUCAGACAGCCGUAUCCUGGAUGACGCCUGGCGUGGGGCAGAGGCCUAUCAUUUCUUCCUGCUUGCGCAGAGACAGCUGUACGAUGGCAAGGUGGACGCAGCCAUGAGGACAGCUCUCCAUCUCCGUGACUAUGAGGAUAUUAUCCCUGCUGUGGAGAUUUACUCUCUGCUAGCCAUCUGCUCAUCUGCUAAUUGUGCGUUUGGUACGUGUUCACGUGCCUUUAUUAAGCUGGAAUCUCUGGAAGCACUGACUCCAGAUCAGAGGCAGCUUUAUGAAGACCUGGCCCUGGAGAUCUUCACCAAACACAGCCCCAGAGACACCCGGCAAAGCCAGCGAGACAGCCUCACUGAUGGGCCGGAGGGCAAGUUGCCCACCUGUAUAGUGACAGGAAGAAUGAUAUCUGAGUACCAGUUCUGGAUGUGCAGUGUGUGUAAGCACUGUGCUUUGGAGCAGGAGGUCACACAACACAACUUCUGUCCUCUCUGUCACUCCCCAGUGGGAUAAAUUGUUCCGAUCUCUUUCCCAAGCUCAGCUCUUGCUCCAUCAAAUGUCAGUCUUUUUGAUGUACCUUAGGACACAAGACACAGGGUUAGAAAGCUUAAAACAUAUGUGAUUUGAAUGUUCAAACAAAUUAACAUGUAUAUUUGUACAUUGAAUCUCUUUUAUACAUCUUUUAUAUACAUUAUUUUCACUUAAAAUAAUAUUACACACAUUUUCCUGUGAAACAUUCUUAUGUAAACCACACUCAACUUAAUUUGACCAUUUAUGUAAGAGUGGGUUUUAACGGUUUGAAAAGAUACUGUAUGAGUGUGUGUAUGACGUUUUUUAGUUAGGAAAUGAAAAAAGAAACUGAAUAUCUCCUAU
Molecule: messenger RNA, 4191 nt
Organism: Ctenopharyngodon idella (grass carp)
Lineage: Eukaryota; Metazoa; Chordata; Actinopteri; Cypriniformes; Xenocyprididae
Gene: wdr35
Product: WD repeat domain 35
Exons: 29
Coding region: 220-3831 (1203 amino acids)
Biological process (GO): protein localization to cilium; intraciliary retrograde transport; non-motile cilium assembly
Cellular component (GO): non-motile cilium; intraciliary transport particle A
Molecular function (GO): protein binding
Source: RefSeq, a predicted model, not a curated record